AUGAGUGCUGUGUCUUGUAAUAUAUUCAAUAAACGAGAAGACGAUUUUCCUUCCUUGAGAGAAUACAAUGAUUACUUGGAGGAAGUAGAGGAUAUGACGUUUAACUUGAUCGAAGGAAUAGAUGUCCCUGCUAUCGAAGCCAAAAUUGCACAGUACCAGGAAGAAAAUGCUGAACAAAUAAUGAUUAAUAGAGCCCGCAAGGCUGAAGAACUAGCCGCAGCUCUAGCAGCAAGCAAGGGUCAACCUGUACAAAAUGAUACUGAUUUCGCACUGAACCAAGGCUCUCAAGCAGGAUUUGGUACUAGCAUGCAGGGGCAAUAUGCACCUACAAUUUCGGGUCAACCUCGACCUUUGGGCAUGGGCGGCCCCCAACCACUGCCACUCGGAGGGAUGCAUGAUAUGCAUGGAUAUGAUGAUGAAGAAAUGAUGCAGCUGCGAGCAGAGAGAGGUCCGAGGGCAGGAGGAUGGAGUCCAAAGAUAAGCAGGAAGAGGGCCCUUGAAGAAGCCUUCAGUAGCAUUUGGGUUUCAUAGGAUCAGGGUUUCUUAAUGACGGUAAUGUAUUAUGUAUAUGGCUGAGUUAUUUAUUCAUUCGUGAGGAAAAAUUUGUUUUGACAGAUUUUUGACAUGCGGGGAGGUUUAAUUUGAUAUCGCCUAAAGUUAUGACGAUCAAAUAUUGUAGAAUUAUUCAUGUACCAGGAAGUCAGGAAUGAUUGAGGGCCACAAGGAGAGAAAGAAGUCUUUUUCAUAAAAGUUUAGAAUUACAGC
Molecule: messenger RNA, 765 nt
Organism: Fragaria vesca subsp. vesca
Lineage: Eukaryota; Viridiplantae; Streptophyta; Magnoliopsida; Rosales; Rosaceae
Exons: 5
Coding region: 1-531 (176 amino acids)
Biological process (GO): regulation of cyclin-dependent protein serine/threonine kinase activity; DNA repair; regulation of transcription by RNA polymerase II
Cellular component (GO): transcription factor TFIIH holo complex
Source: RefSeq, a predicted model, not a curated record